Messenger RNA from Trametes versicolor FP-101664 SS1, 1883 nucleotides. RefSeq lists its product as uncharacterized. Bases 8 to 1684 code for a protein of 558 amino acids. The record is from RefSeq and is a predicted model, not a curated record. NCBI's taxonomy places the organism in Eukaryota, Fungi, Basidiomycota, Agaricomycetes, Polyporales, Polyporaceae. The transcript has 5 exons.
CGGUCACAUGGGCUCCGAGUCUGAAAAGGCCCCUUCGCGUCUGCACCAGAAGAGUCUCGGGGUCACCAACCGCAUAUGGCUCAUCCUCGUCGCCUUCGUCGCCCUUAUUGUAUUCACGCGCUCUAUACUACCCACCGAGACCUCUAAUCCUCGACACCGGCUCCUCCACACGGACCUCAAGCCCAAGAACUACUUGAAUGUCUCUGAUGAUUCCAACCCCUUUCCGUUUUGCCCGGCACUGGGUCCGGGCGACGAGCUCGCCUCAAGAUAUGACCCCAUUGCGCUCUCGCAGACACGCUUCCACACUGGCAGUGGGGCGCGCAUACAGCGCGUCAUCAACAAAGCCCUCGCCGGCCUUCCAGUGACCAUCAGUAUCGUUGGCGGUUCAGUAUCUGCUUGCCAUGGUGCAGGCGAUGACCCCCUUGCGCCGAGUUGCUAUCCUGCACGCUUCUUCAACUGGUGGAACAACGUGUUUCCCCACCCCGCGUCCGAGCUCACAAAUGGUGCCAUGCGUCGGACAAGCUCAUCAUAUUUCUCCUUCUGCAACGCCCACCACAUCCCUGAUAUUACGGACCUGGUAAUCAUCGAACUCGACGUCGAUGACGCGAAUACGGAGGCCUCCAUGGACGAGUUUGAGCUUCUGGUCCGGUCAAUCAUGAUUCGGCCAGAUUCCCCGGCGGUCCUUAUCUUGGGCCACUUCAGCCCACAGGUUGCUCAGACAAGAGGAUUCGCUGGCGCAGAUCAUUGGCACAGCCUUGUAGCACAAUUCUACGACGUGCCCCACAUCAGCACGAAGCCUAUCCUGUACCCAAGGUUCAUGGAGAAGCCCGCUUCCAUCAACAAGUACUUCACCGACCCCGUCCUCGCGAACGCGGCCGGUCACGAAGUCAUCGCGGACGUCCUCACGUCUUACUUCCAAACGCAAGUCUGUAACGCCUGGGCUUCGGUGAUGGGCCACUCCGCAGAAGCGAUCCCCUCCGCAGCCGCGCCUAUCUAUGCAGACGGUCAGGCGAAGCAACCCACGGAUGCGCGCGGCCUCUUCGGAGGCGUCGCACAGCGCAAGGGUGCUGCCGCAGGUGUGGUAGCGGAGGACGGCGCAGCAGCAAACCCCGCUCCCGUUUUAGACCGCGACUCAAUGGGCCGUCCACCCGCGCUCGCAGCGCAAGACCCCCGGCUUCGCGUGCCCACCAUGCGCAUCAACAGCCGACCAGCCGACCUUGAGGACACACCGUUCGAGGAGGUCGCGCCGUACUGUGUGUCGGCGAACGACCUCGUGAACCCGCUCCCGCUGUCGAUGUUCGCAGGUUCAGGCUGGGCGGCGUACCACCCGCCGCCGGGCUCCGCGGAGCUGUCGUCGCACGCGCACUACUUCUACUCGUCGCUGCCGACGAGCCGGUUCCGGGUGAACAUCCAGGUCGGCGCGGGCGACGUGGGCGUUUACUACGUGCGCGAGUCGGCGGCGCAGGUCGGCGAGGGUAGCGCAGUCGAGUGCUGGGUGGACGACAACUACCCGGGCGCGGUCGUGAUCGAGAACGCGGCGGACGUGGGAGAACCGACGCCAUCAUUGAAGAUGAUCGACCACCGCGUAGCGCGCGGGACCCACUACGUCGAGUGCCAGCUGCUGGGCGAGGAGGAUGACCGGAACGUGCCGCCAUUCAAAAUCAUCGGCAUCUUCUCGACGUGAGCGUGUCGGCGCCUUUUGGGUCCACGGUCGAGCUAGGAGGAGAGUACCUACGCGCGAGAGCGAUGUGUCGGAGUGCGCCUGUAGGUGUUUGUGGGCGUGGGUGUCUGUGCAUAGCUAGUAGAGUAAUCGAUAGAUCCGAACAGUAAUGGACAUGUUCGAGAGGCCUGUGUGCGGCGCUGGACGACAUUGGCUACCCCGC